Molecule: messenger RNA, 1561 nt
Organism: Lactuca virosa
Lineage: Eukaryota; Viridiplantae; Streptophyta; Magnoliopsida; Asterales; Asteraceae
Source: the annotation of a GenBank genome assembly
CUCUGGCUUCUGGCUCUUUGUCCCGAAGAAAAAAAACCCUAAAUUUCGUUGAACUCUCUCUUCCUACGCUCAUAACGAACUCCGAAUCGAACAGCUUCCAGUCAGGUUGCAUUAUUUUGUAUUUCCUUUUUCCUUUGUUCUUAGCCUACCCCAACUAGUUUGCAUCGAACAACUUGUAUAAAAGGAGGUGAAAAUCCAUAAGAGAAGUCUCAGGUUCAAACUUGGACAUUGUUAUUUACCUCUCUGAUGUGAUUGAUGUUUGCCAGUGUCUUAAUGAUGACGUGGCGAGUGUUGGGUAUGUAAGUGGAUUCAUUCAUGGUGGUGUGCUUGUUGAAAAUAGAAAUGAAAAAAAACAGAAAAUAUGUGGUUUGUGUGUAGAGUUGGGAUUGGUGUUUGAGUGAAGUAUGAUUGGAUUUUGUCUGAUGGAGGGUGUGGUUGCAAUGGGCAGGGUGGAGGCGGCAGCAGUGGUGGAGGUGGUGGUUCUGGUUGUUUUUUUAAUUUAAAAAAAAAAGAAAAAGAAAAAGAAAAAUGAGUUCAGACAGCAGGAGUCGAUCCAGGAGCAGAAGCAGGAGCCCCAUGGAUCGCAAGAUCCGUACCCAUCGAAGCUCUUAUCGUGAUGCUCCUUACAGAAGGGAUUCUCGUCGGGGUGGUUACAGCCAAAGUAGUCUGUGUAAGAACUGCAAAAGACCAGGACACUAUGCUAGGGAAUGCCCUAAUGUUGCCAUUUGUCACAAUUGUGGACUUCCAGGGCAUAUUGCAUCAGAGUGUACCACAAAAUCCUUAUGUUGGAACUGUAGAGAGCCCGGGCACAUGGCCGGAAACUGCCCGAACGAGGGGAUCUGCCACACGUGCGGGAAAACCGGCCACCGUGCGAGGGAAUGCUCCGGUCCUCAGAUGCCACCUGGCGACAUGAGACUCUGCAACAACUGCUACAAACAAGGCCACAUCGCUGCUGACUGUACAAACGACAAGGCCUGUAAGAACUGUAGGAAAACCGGCCACCUGGCGCGUGACUGCCUCAACGAUCCGGUUUGCAACUCGUGCAAUGUGGCAGGCCAUGUGGCUCGGGACUGCCCGAAGGGCAGCACGGGUGGCGAUGAGCGUGGCGGCCCACGUGGCGGCGGUGAUAGGGGUUCGGGUGGUGGUUUCCGGGACAUUGUGUGUCGGAACUGCCAGCAGGUUGGGCAUAUGAGCCGUGAUUGUGUGGCGUUGAUGAUCUGUCAUAAUUGUGGUGGAAGAGGACACCUGGCGUUUGAGUGCCCGUCCGGGCGGUUUAUGGAUCGGUUUCCAAGGAGGUACUGAUGAGAGGGAUUUCGGGCAGAUGGCAGGCUGGUAACAUUGGCUUUUUUUUACCGCGUUUUAGUGUUUGGGAAUUUUCUUUGGUAGAGAGAUUUGAAAGUGAAAGUUUCGGAUGUUGAGUUUGUUGAGUUUUAAUUAUGUAUGAUUUAAAUCUCGUGUUAAGAGCAGCUUGAUGUUAUUGCUGUAGUUUUAUUUUGAAAUGAUAGUGUAAUCCUAAAUCCUAAUCCUAAUAAUAAUGUUGGAAUUCUGUGUGUUGCCUUUU